Molecule: messenger RNA, 648 nt
Organism: Galeopterus variegatus (Sunda flying lemur)
Lineage: Eukaryota; Metazoa; Chordata; Mammalia; Dermoptera; Cynocephalidae
Product: contactin-associated protein-like 2
Exons: 3
Source: RefSeq, a predicted model, not a curated record
GGAAAUUUGAGUUUCUCUUGUGUGGAGCCAUAUACGGUGCCUGUCUUUUUCAAUGCUACAAGUUACCUGGAAGUGCCCGGACGGCUUAACCAGGACCUGUUUUCAGUCAGUUUCCAGUUCAGGACUUGGAACCCCAGUGGUCUCUUGCUCUUCAGUCACUUUGCGGAUAAUUUGGGCAACGUGGAGAUUGACCUUACUGAAAGCAAAGUGGGUGUUCACAUCAAUGUCACACAGACCAAGAUGAGCCAAAUAGACAUUUCCUCAGGCUCCGGGUUGAAUGACGGACAGUGGCAUGAGGUUCGUUUCCUGGCCAAGGAAAACUUUGCUAUUCUCACCAUAGAUGGAGAUGAAGCCUCAGCAGUUCGAACUAAUAGUCCUCUUCAAGUUAAAACCAGCGAGAAGUACUUUUUUGGAGGCUUUCUGAACCAGAUGAACAACUCAAGUCACUCAGUUCUUCAGCCUUCCUUCCAAGGGUGCAUGCAGCUCAUUCAGGUGGAUGAUCAGCUUGUAAAUUUAUAUGAAGUGGCACAAAGGAAGCCAGGAAGUUUUGCCAAUGUCAGCAUUGACAUGUGCGCCAUCAUAGACAGGUAAGUGGUCUUUUCAUCCUGCCUCAAGUGGUCUAGACUUUCAAAAUUCAUGUUUCUGAUG